AUAAAUAAAAGAUAAAGAAAGAAAAGGUUUUGUCUUGAUUACAUUUUUCUCAGUAUAAAUUCGUCUACGAAUUCACGUGCAAAAUGACGAAAAGAAUGAAGAUAAAACGAGAAAUGAAUGAUGAUGGUCCGCAAUCGGAGAAGCGUAAUAGACGCAAUGACGAUCAAGUCCGAAUUUUAAUUCCAAGCAAUAUUGCUGGAGCUAUAAUUGGCAAGGGUGGACAGCAUAUUCAAAAAAUGCGAACACAGUAUAAAGCCACUGUGUCUGUCGAUGAUUCCCAAGGCCCCGAACGUACCAUUUUAAUAUCAUCGGACUUGGAUUCAACUUUACAAAUUAUUUCCGAAAUGUUGAAAUAUUUUGAAGAGCGAGAUGAUGAAGUUGAUGUCAGAGUUCUUAUUCAUCAAAGUCUUGCUGGUUGUGUCAUUGGCAAAGGUGGCCAAAAAAUUAAGGAAAUUCGCGAU
Molecule: messenger RNA, 461 nt
Organism: Teleopsis dalmanni
Lineage: Eukaryota; Metazoa; Arthropoda; Insecta; Diptera; Diopsidae
Product: heterogeneous nuclear ribonucleoprotein K-like
Biological process (GO): regulation of mRNA splicing, via spliceosome; regulation of transcription by RNA polymerase II
Cellular component (GO): cytoplasm; nucleus
Molecular function (GO): mRNA binding
Source: RefSeq, a predicted model, not a curated record